Nematocida parisii ERTm1 is the source of this 1567-nucleotide messenger RNA. RefSeq names its product prolyl tRNA synthetase. Gene Ontology annotation, molecular function: ATP binding; proline-tRNA ligase activity. Gene Ontology annotation, cellular component: cytoplasm; aminoacyl-tRNA synthetase multienzyme complex. Gene Ontology annotation, biological process: prolyl-tRNA aminoacylation. Lineage: Eukaryota; Fungi; Microsporidia. The transcript has a single exon. The record is from RefSeq and is a predicted model, not a curated record. The coding region runs from base 1 to 1506 and encodes 501 amino acids.
AUGUCUAAAGCGCAGAAGUUUUCGAUUGAGGCAACCCGGGAAAGCGACUUCCCAAGAUGGUACAAAGAAACCGUGGUAAAAAGCGAAAUACUAGACUACCAUGACAUUAAUGGGUGCUAUGUUCUUAGGCCCAAUGGAUUUUUUAUCUGGAGUAUGAUCAAGCAGUACUUCACUGAAAAAAUAGAAUCAAUGGGGGUUAAAGAGGCGUACUUCCCCAUGCUGGUUUCAAAAGCAGCACUGGAAAAAGAAAAGGAGCACCUAGACGAUUUUGCACCAGAGGUGGCGUGGAUUACAGAGUGCGGAGGCAAGCCAUUAGAGAAUCCUGUGGCAAUUAGGCCAACAUCAGAGACAAUUAUGUACCCAUACUAUUCAAAAUGGAUACAGAGCUAUAGAGAUCUGCCACUAAAGCUUAACCAGUGGUGCAAUGUUCUGCGCUGGGAGACCACACAAACCAUGCCGUUUGUUCGAGGAAGAGAGUUUCUAUGGCAGGAAGGGCACACUGCACAUCUGACCAGAAAAGAGGCAGACAAGGAGGUAUUUGAAGUUCUGGAUCUAUAUGCAGAUGUAUACAGAGAGCUUCUGGCAGUUCCUGUUGUAAAGGGCACAAAGAGUAAAAAGGAGACCUUUGCUGGUGCAGACUUUACCACAACAGUUGAGGUAUUUAUCCCAUCCACUGGAAAGGGAAUACAGGCUGCUACUUCACACUCACUAGGAACAAACUUCUCCAAUAUGUUCAAUGUAACAGUGGAGGACCCCAGCGCGCCAGGAAGCUUUAUGCCAGUUUUCCAGAACUCGUGGGGACUUAGUACAAGAAGUAUUGGUGUGGCUAUUCUAGUGCACUCUGACAACCGAGGAGUAGUUCUUCCCCCAAAGGUUGCAUCAGUCCAGGUUGUUAUUGUUCCCUGCGGACUUUCUAAGAACACCUCAGAUGAGGAGAAACAGAACAUUCUGGCAGAGGCUGAACGAAUAGAGAAAACAUUAAAGUCGCAUGGCAUUCGUGCACAGGCAGACCUUGCACUGAAUGUUACGCCUGGUCACAAAUUCAACCACUGGGAGGUGCGCGGUGUGCCCCUAAGAAUUGAAAUAGGACCUAAGGACAUGAAAAACAACCAAGCAUGCUUUGCAUGGCGUAUGGAUAAGACAAAAAAAAGUGUUUCUUUAGUAAACAUUGCUGAGUCUGUUAAAGAAGAACUGGAAUCUAUUCACGAGACUAUGUACCAGAAUGCAAAGCUUCUCCAGGACUCGUGCAUUCUAAAAGGAUCCACAAUGGAUGAUUUAAACACAGCACUGCGAAGCGGCAAGAUGUGCACUAUGGUUUGGUGUGGCGCGGUAGAGUGUGAAGAAAAGAUCAAAAAAAUAACCGAAGAAAGAGAUAAGAACAACGUUGUAACAGCCACAGGAGCCAAGUCACUCUGCAUUCCAUUUACAGAGAACAAACCAACUGGCGCAUGCAGUGUUUGCACAAAUGAGGCCACCUGCAUAGGACUUUUCGGGAGAUCAUACUAAACUGAAAUCCUAUUCUGUUUAGUUUACUUCAGGAAGUAUGCCAGUAGUAAAAUAAAUCUUG